Messenger RNA from Clarias gariepinus (North African catfish), 3533 nucleotides. It is a transcript of the gene exoc2, whose product is annotated as exocyst complex component 2. The transcript is spliced from 29 exons. Gene Ontology annotation, biological process: Golgi to plasma membrane transport; exocytosis. The record is from RefSeq and is a predicted model, not a curated record. Lineage: Eukaryota; Metazoa; Chordata; Actinopteri; Siluriformes; Clariidae. Bases 89 to 2911 code for a protein of 940 amino acids. Gene Ontology annotation, cellular component: exocyst.
CCGGAAGUGCUCGUAGUUGAGAAAAAAAAAAAAAAGAAAGAAAAGGAAACCGCUUACAGCUGAGCUGCCGAGAAAUCCGGUGUGAGCCAUGUCUCGUGCACGACAGCCUCCGCUAGUAACUGGCAUCUCACCCAAUGAGGGCACACCAUGGACCAAAGUCACUAUUCGUGGAGAAAACCUGGGCACUGGACCUAAUGACCUCAUUGGCCUGUCUAUCUGUGGGCACAACUGUUUGCUGACUGCUGAAUGGAUGGCUCCCAGUAAGAUUGUGUGCCGCGUUGGUCCUGCUAAAGACGACAAGGGCGAGAUCAUCGUCACGACCAGGAGCGGAGGCCUAGGCACAUCCACCGUCUCUUUUAAAGUCCUUAAAGCUGAUAAGAUAGAUAUUCUAGAACAAUCUGCUGUGUGGGUAGAUGAAGGAAAUUACUAUGACCUGAGACUUAACCGGAAUAAAGGCAUUUCUCCACUGUCUCUACGGCAGGCUGACCCACUGGGCAUCGAAACUGAUAAGGGAAAAGUUCAACAGAAAGAUUUGGAGAAUUUGUUUCCAGGCAUGAGCGGAGAUUUCACAAGUGAGAAUUUCUCUGCCACUUGGUACCUCAUUGAAAACCACUCCUUAACCAGUUUUGAGCAGCUGCGCAUGGCAGUGGGAAAUCUAAAAAAACAGGCAAGUAAGAAGAAUGAAGGCGGUCUGGCCUGUGUGAAAGGAGGACUCAGUACUUUCUUUGAAGCCCAGGAUGCUUUGGCAGCUAUCCAUCAGAAGCUCGAAUCAGAUGGCACUGAGAAGGUCGAGGGCUCCAUGACUCGGCGAUUAGAGAAUGUGCUCAACAGAGCAAGCAAUACUGCUGACACUUUGUUUCAGGAGGUUCUGGGCCGAAAAGAUAAAGCCGACUCUACACGCAACGCCCUCAAUGUACUGCAGCGUUUCAAAUUCCUCUUUAACCUGCCACUCAACAUUGAGCGUAACAUCCAGAAGGGAGAUUAUGACGUGGUUAUUAAUGACUAUGAGAAAGCCAAAUCCCUGUUUGGGAACACAGAGGUUCCUGUAUUUAAAAAAGUGUAUUCGGAGGUGGAAACUCGUAUCGGUGCCCUGAGAAAUCUACUGCUGGAUAAAUUACUGGAGAUGCCUUCCACUCUGCACGAUCAGAAACGUUACAUCAGGUACCUGUCAGACCUGCAUGCUCCUGGUGAUCCUGCAUGGCAGUGUAUUGUGGCCCAACAUAAGUGGAUACUACAGCUGAUGCAGAACUGUAAAGAAGACUUCAUUAAAGAACAGAGAGUGGGUGGUGGAGGACUGGAGCUGGAUGGAGAACCUCGUUCAUCAGCUCUGAGCAGAAUCAGUCACACUUCCUCUCUAAAUAGAGGCAGCAGCUUCCAGACACCUAGAGAUGACUCCUGGCAGUACAAGAGCCCUCAGCAGGUUAGGUUUGUGGAGAAACUGUCAGAUGUUGUCAUCAGCCAGCUGCCAAAUUUCUGGAAACUGUGGAUCUCCUAUGUUAACGGCAGUCUUUUUAGUGAGACUGGAGAGAAGUCAGGUCAGGUGGAGAAGCUGAAGAAGAAUGCCCGACAGAGACAGAAUGACUUUAAAGGCAUGAUCGAGGAGGUGACUCGCCGUUUGGUUCAGCUGGUGCGUGGCGCUCUUUUGCCCAGUAGUCUCACUGAGAAUGAGCUGCGUGUAUACGGGGGCUGGAACAACAAGACCACCCUCACUGGUGCCUGGCUCACACAGAUUAUACACAUUGUCAGGCUGAGUCAUGAGGCUCUCUCAGGUCUAGAGAUUCCUAAUGACCUGCUGCAGGUGAUUCAGGAUUUGCUGCUCGACCUUCGUAUGCAUUGCCUGCUUGUUACUCUGCAGCACACUGCCGAAGAUGUCAAGAGACUUCCAGAGAAAGAAGACUGGAUCGUAGAUAAUGAAGGAAUCACAUCACUGCCAGCCCAGUUUGAGCAGUGCAUAGUGCACAUGCUGCAGUCCCUCAAGGAGCCAAUGGAGUGCAAGCCUGGAGAGAUCAAUGUGUUUCAGCUGGAUCUAGCUCAAAAUAAGGCAUGUGAGCUGUGUGUGGGCAUCAUGAAGGUGUUCAUCAACUGUCUAGAACAGCUUAGCACCAAGACUGAUGGAGACAUCGAUACUUCCAUAUGUGUUAAACAACUUGGGACACAUCCACAUUUGGUGGCAUACCACUCAAUUUUUAGUUUGUCUGUGGAUAUGGCGUCACCUGAUCUCUUUGGAAGCGUUCACGAACACUUUGGUCCAUCAUCGGAACAGCGCCUUUUAAUAAUUUUGAGUAACUGUCAGUAUCUGGAGAGACACACCUUCCUUAACCUUGCUCAGCACCUGGAGAAACAUGGAUUCACUACAGCUGACAAGAUCACCAGAGUGAGCAUCGAGGCAGUUCGUCAGUUAGAUGAGCUACUGCUUGAGUCAUACAUUGAAAAGAAGUCUGAUCCCAUUGUGGGCUCUCUGGAGCCAGGAAUCUAUGCAGGCUAUUUUGACUGGAAAGACUGCCUACCACCUACAGGUGUACGGAGUUACUUGAAGGAAGCUUUGGUCAGCAUCAUCUCUGUUCAUGCUGAGGUGUUUACCAUCUCUAAGGACUUGGUUUCACGUGUUUUGUCGAAAAUCGUUGAGUCUGUGGCUGAAGAGCUGAGUCGAUUAAUGCAGUGUGUCUCAUCCUUUAGCAAGAACGGUGCUCUUCAGGCUCGUUUGGAAAUUUGUGCACUGAAGGAUGCUGUAGUUUGUUACUUGACCUCUGAGAGCCAAGCUAGCUUUAAGCAAGCAGUCGAGGCCCUGCCACAGCUUCAGAGCGGAGCUGACAAGAAGUUGUUGGAGGAGUUGUUGAAUAAGUUUAAGAGCAGUAUGCAUUUUCAGCUCACCUGUUUCCAGCCUUCAUCUGUUCAGCCCAUCAAAAGAUAAGCCAAUAACCUGCACAGUGUUUGAACAGUAACAUAAAGCAUCUUAACCUACUACUGUUAGUAUAGGACUAAAAUGUUGUUACACUUUACACAAUUACACUGUUACUACACUAAUUGCGUUCACUUGUUGCCGCAUUUAUUAAAAGGAUACACAUUUAAAUAAUAUAUUGUGUUUAAAGUUUCUUUGCUGUUGUAGAGAAGUCGGUUUGGGUUUGUGUUGUGCGGUAGGGGAAAUAUUAGUGUAGUAAUGUGCAGAUGAUUUUAAUCAAAUUACUUACUAAACAGAAUUAUAUAUAGAUACUAUCAACUUCAGAAACGAUACCCAACUUUUAAUUCCUUGGACAAACUUCUUUUCUCAUUUCUUUGGUGAUAAUAUUGUUAAAAGAUCUCAAUUUGUAAUAUUAUUAUUGUUUUUUUUAAACAAUGUUGCUUAAUUAAGGACCAGAACACAUGUGUAAGUCAAUGAAUAUCAGGAGUUAAUUUUUUUUGCAUGGAGAGGUUUUAAACCCAUAGUACAUUUCAGUAACAGGUGCAGUUCUGUUAAUCCUGCCAGAACGAAGAGCUGUGGAGCCAAUAAUUCUCCAUUUGACUGUAAAUAAAAUCUGAGAUUGCUAGUAAAAUUA